GCUUAUUCGUAGUCUCUCCAACAGUCCUCUCGCGACGCAUAAAUUUUAAUGGCGGCGCUCGCAAGGAUCGGUGGCCGGCACCUGAAAUCCGUCUGCUUAAUAAACUCCUCCGCCUCAUGUUUCUUCACACAACGCCGUGGUGUUGCUUCCAAGCUCUUUAUUGGUGGAUUAUCGUUUUGCACUACAGAGCAAGGAUUGUCUGAGGCAUUUUCCAAAUGUGGCCAAGUUGUUGAAGCACAAAUAGUUAUGGACAGAGUCUCUGACAGAUCAAAAGGUUUCGGUUUCGUGACAUUUGCUUCUGCUGACGAAGCUCAGAAAGCUUUGAUGGAGUUCAACGGACAGCAAUUAAACGGCCGGACGAUAUUUGUGGACUACGCAAAGGCGAAGCAGUCUCUUGGUGGUGGUGGUGGCUAUCCAAUAGCUAGAGGACCGCCUGAUCCAGCCGUAAUAGCUGCCACUAGAACAACCGAAACAUCGAAAAGCGACUAACAAAAUCGAAGAUAGCAAAUUGCUGGACACUGCUGUUGCUAUGUUUCUUGGAUUUUACUUGUGUGCAUGUGUAAGAGAUGAGCAAGCUUCGGUUAUUAGUUUCCUACUUGCUCUUUCUUCUUUAUUAUCUUAUGAAUCAUUCACUGAUUGCUUGGAACUAAAGAAUAACUAAAAACACUAACUUAUUAUUUCUCUAAAAAUAAAAAUUGAAAUAAGUGAGGUGGGAAAUGAUAAUCUUACAGCGAGCAGCAGAAAGGUACAUACGUGGUAUGAUAUGACUGGAUGUCAGUUACAAAUGGAGAAGUCCGUUCGAUUGAGUGAAUUUUGUGAGCUCCACGUCUACGGAUAAAGAUCCUGGCC
Molecule: messenger RNA, 849 nt
Organism: Arabidopsis thaliana (thale cress)
Lineage: Eukaryota; Viridiplantae; Streptophyta; Magnoliopsida; Brassicales; Brassicaceae
Product: RNA binding (RRM/RBD/RNP motifs) family protein
Exons: 4
Coding region: 49-489 (146 amino acids)
Cellular component (GO): chloroplast
Molecular function (GO): RNA binding; nucleic acid binding
Source: RefSeq, marked reviewed